Messenger RNA from Gongylonema pulchrum, 645 nucleotides. The record is from the annotation of a GenBank genome assembly. Lineage: Eukaryota; Metazoa; Nematoda; Chromadorea; Rhabditida; Gongylonematidae.
AUGGAAGUCGUACUGCUAUGGCAGACGGAUUGUUCGCUGGUUUGGUACCGUUACAUGAUCUGUUUCAUCCAUGGCUUAUCAGUAAAAUCAGGUGAGUUGCUGGAUGCCGAACUGCGCGAUGUUACUGAUAUGCUGGACAGGGUUGUGCCAGCGCCAGCGAAUGAAACAGUCCAAGCACAACUACUGGAGCAGUUUGCACAACAAAUUUGGAAAUUGGAGGGACCAGGUGAGGUGAGAUAUCGUUUACGAUGCACGCUCGAUUAUGAUACGAUCGUUCGGCUGUGGCCCGAUCAUAUUCGCUAUUUAAAUGAUGACUGGAUGCAUGAGGGCGGAAACGCUGAAAAGUCCAAAAAUGAUGAUGCAGUUGGCAGGACGCCACCACCAGGUACUGAUAAUGUUUCGCAGCGAAUGAAAAAACCGGAACAGUUGCCGGCAUAUGAGAAAAGUACUGAGCGCGAACGUGAAAAGUUUCCUCGUGAAAAGGAAAGGGAAAGCGGGCGAUCGCGGGAAAAAGAAAAGGAAAAAACGAAAAGUAGGGAAAAAGAGAGGAUAACGGAUAGGGAGAAGAAAGAAAGGGAAUCGAGUAAAACUGAUUUGACAUCGGGAAGCAGAAGAGCCGGGGACAUCGAAAAAUCUAUCAGGUGA